This is a messenger RNA of Moneuplotes crassus, 843 nucleotides long. The record is from the annotation of a GenBank genome assembly. NCBI's taxonomy places the organism in Eukaryota, Ciliophora, Spirotrichea, Euplotida, Euplotidae.
CUUUAAAUAAUAUAAGUAAUUAAAAAUUAAAACUUAGUUAAUAUGCUUUGCAUGCAGAAGGCUAUCCAAGUUUUGCCAAGUUUUGAGUUUGUCAAACUUGUCAAAAGUAUCUUCAAGGCCAAGAAUCUGAAGAUGGUUAUGGGACCCAUCCCAAGAUUUGGCAAAUCAGUUAUUAAAAUAGUGCUCUCGAUUCCUUGAAAAACAGUUCAUACAGCAGUUGCAGUUAGUUCGAUUUAUACUAUACAUCAAACUAUAUGAAGAGCAAAUAGAAAAGGAGGCCGCAAGUCAAAGAAAAAUGUUAAGGAUUGUCAAGACCAGCUAGAGAAUCGUCAGGAAGCUUUUCUAGAAGGUAAACCUAUCAAAAUCGUUCUGAAUGGGCAUUUCAAGACUUCAGAUGAGAGAAAAUUUAGAGAUGAUUCACUCAAAAUUGAGUCUGAUGGAGAUAGCAAAUAUUUCUGAGGAAGAAGGAUUGACUUGAAUUGGGUUCAUAAGUAUCAGAUUUAUGAUAAGAUCAUCAAUAUUGUAGAUCUUCCAAUGACCCACACUUCUAGGGAUUCUCUUUCUUCCAUCAGUAGUUUUGAAGACCAAGGGAAUCAAAGUUUUCUGAUUAGCAAAGACAUUGAUUGCAUUUCUCAAAGUAGACAUUCAGGUGAUAUUUCAUCUGCAAAAUCAGUGCUAAGAUCGACUCACCCAUCAUUGAAGAAAAUAAACUCACGUUUGAAGCUUGUGUUCACCUAGAGGAUACUUUUAUUUCAUCUCUUUCGCUCCGAAUUCUUUUUUCUAAAAUUCAUUGUUAGAAAUCGAGUCAAAAUUUAUAGAAAAGAAUUUGAUCAAUCAAAAUUA